AAGACUUUAUAAGUUGCACCGCCCCUUGUGCAUCAUUCAAAUACGCUUAUGUAGGUUCUUUAAAAUCCUGCUUCCAGUCAUACCUCCGUCCAUCCUUUCCUCUCAGCUGGAUGAGCUCCAUGAUGGGCCUCUUGGCUUCCCAGAAAAUGGUGACAGUAUAAUUAUGACAGUAUAAUUUAGGUUUUCAGGGAUUGUCCAGGAUGUCUUCAUAUGGCGGCUUCUGAAGCUCUUUACGGCUUCUUUCUCGUGGGCCUUUCAGGAGCAACCCGUGCCACCAAAGUACCAGUACAGAGAUCCAGUGACAUCACAGGUCCAUUCUUGUGACCAGUGCCCCCCGGGUACAUUUGUCAAACGACACUGCACCGCUGACAUGCCAACCGAAUGCCAGCCCUGUCCUGAGAGGCAUUUUGCUGAGAACUGGCACUGGGGGGAUACAUGCCAGUACUGUACCUCAGUGUGUAAGGAGAGGCAGCUGGUGAAGCAGCAGUGCAACAGGACGCACGACCAGCUCUGUGAAUGUGUACCUGGAUACCAUCUAGUGGUGGAAUUCUGCAUUGCACACAGUACCUGUCAGCCUGGAUACGGAGUCACAGUGUUGGGCACACCUGAAAGUGACACUGUGUGUGAACACUGUCCAGAUGGUUAUUUCUCUGUUGGCGGCUCCUCCACGUGUCAGCCGCACAGACUCUGUGCUGAUUUUGGCAUGAAGACUCUGCGAUGGGGAACAUCCACUUCAGACAGCCUGUGUGGCUCUCCUGACAUCAAGGACUGCUCCCAGCAUCACACUCUGUGCCAUAAUGAUGUGACUCUGUGUGAAGAAGCAGUCUUCCAGUCUCUGGCGUCACUGCGACUGUCCUCGGUGCCUCUGGAGCGAAUCCUGGAGAAUCUCCCUGGACAGAAGGUUGAUCUCAAGAGCCUGGAGAGGCUGAAGAAGGCAUGCUCUCCUCAGCAGCAGGUCCUGCACUUGCUGAGGCUAUGGAGAGAGCAGAACAAGGACAAGUUGUACGGGAUCAUACAAGGUGUGAACCACUGUGAGCGAAAAGUCUCCCGCUGCAACUCUCUAAAGAACCUGACCAUAGACGACCUCAUGAAAGUGACCAACAGCUUGCCGGGAGUAAAAGUCCUGGAGCAGGAUGUGAAGGCCGUGGUUUCCACCUGCCUGCCCCGGCAGUACCUCCUGCAGAUCCUCCACCUGUGGAAAUCUGCAAACUACAACCUGGAUCUAGCCAAAGGUCUGACUCGUAGUCUGAGGGUGCUGCGCAGCCAGGAAGCGCCGCGGUAUCUCGUGAAAAGCCUCAAGAAAAUCAACCGCAUCAUAGGAACCACGUCAGCGCACAAGAAGUACGAGAAGAUGUUCAUGAGCAUGUUUCAAGAUGAGUCGUGCUUUAAAGCUCAUAAGCAGCUAAACGAAUGAGGUCGUGAGAUGCGCAAAACAUGAAACUAUGCAGCCGACAGCAUUUCAAAAACACAAAUGCAUUAUCCGACACGUGAAAAGAAUACAUAAGAAGCAAAAGGACACAGCAGCCAUUGGACAGAGAAAAAGUCAUUUGUGAGAGAACGGUGUGGAUGAGGAAAUACCAAGCAAAGCACAUUGAGUACAGAGGAAUAAGGAAAGCUUACAAAACGUAAAUUUUUUGUUGAUCUACAAAUAACCUGCAAAAUAUUGUCAUCCAGGAUCUAAAGUCUCAAUGUGUAGGGAUGAAUCUAAUUAGCCUGAAACAGGAAGAAAAGAACUCCCAUAACUAAUGUGUUCUCACAUCUGUUUUCUAGAAAUAUUUUUUAUUUUACAAGUCUGUUAAAAAUUAAGAUCUACUUAAGAUGUAAACAAGAGGCUGCUUCACACACAAAAAAGGCUGGAGAUUCUGAUUUGUACUAUUAGAGCUUUCUCGCUGUUUGAGAGCAAGAAUUUGAUUUCAUAAUGAAAUACAUUUAUUUUCCUCAGCUGUCCAUUUUUAUUUGUUCUGGACUGCUACUAAGUAAAGCUGGUUUGUUUUACAUUUCUUUUUUCUUUUUUUUUUUGGUCAGUUAUAUGAAUGUAUAAAGGAGUGCAAUUGAGUGUUUUCUUUAUUUAAAGUGUAAUUUUACUUUCUUAAAGUGUAAAAGCUUGUUUUUAUUAUUUUUAUCAUAAAUACUGGAUUUCUGAAAUGCUGCAAGUCCCUGAAGUGAUAUUUUUUUAUAUUUUGUUUUGUCACUUUUAUAUUGGAAGUUGAUGGUCUGUGUUGUAUAUAUAUGUAUAUGCCUCCCUGUUUCUCUUUAAGCUUGUGUAACUAAGUUGUGAAGAUUUUAUAAAACUCUGACGACAAUCAGUUUGUAAAAAAAAAGUCUUGUUUUAUUAUAAAAAAAAGCAUUGAACAGAAAACAAAUUACCUGUCUUUGCUUUUCUGUUAUCAACUAAAAGCCUGACGUUUUAUCUAUUUCUUUGAUCUAUUUCUUUACUUUCAGCUUCUGUGUUUCUCUUCUGAUUUCACAUUAGUAAAAAGACCAAAACCUGUUAGACUGUCACAUGCUUCAAUUGCUCUGUGGCCUGGAUUUACAACAAACAAACCUACCUUGGUUACAAGCGAGAGAAGUGAAAGAACACUUUAAAGUGAACCCAGAAGAACCUACCAGGAACAGAAGAGGUGGUUGAAGGUUUUGUCUUCCUAACAUCUACAGCAACAUUACAGUAAUUAAAUCCACCACCCCACUCAGUUCUACAGAAACUCACACCCAGACACAUGCAACCAAAACCGCGCGCAAGCUGAUAUUAUUGGAGAUUUGUUAAGGUCAUCAAUGUCAUCAACACUAACAGAGAGUUGAAUAGAGCCUCCAUUGUGUGUCAGCUCAGGAACCCCAAACUGAUGGAGAGCGAAGCCCCAACAACACUGCUCAGAGAAAUAGAAGGAAAAACUCCACGUCAAUCACACUGCUAUGGGGUUCCUGUCAGGACCUUGUGUUGUUUUGGGAUUUGUUCAUUAUUCUGUUUUUUUUAGCUUCUUAUUUUGAUUAGAUAAACCUUGUUUCUGUUUCAUUUUAGUUCAGUCUUGAGUUAGUAAUUCCAGUUCAUUAUUUGUUUUGUCCUUGUGUCUAGUUAUUCUUAGUUCCCGUUGUGUCUCCCUCGCCCCCUGUGCCUUGUUAUCGUUCUCUCCUUGUCUUCAUUUCCUUGCCUUCCUGGCUCCUGCUCUUUGUCUUUUUCUCUGGCUGAUUGAAUGUUUUGUUUCUUCAUAAUUUUUUUUUGUUAUACCUUCUCUGCAUCUCUGCAUAUGAGUCCACUUAAAACAUGACACUUCCAUGUUGUGUGGAAGUGUCAAUGUAAAAGAUGUGAUUAGACCACAUCUUCCAGCAUUAUUUGUUUUGCAAAAAUCACUCUCUCUCUCUUUCUCUCUCUCUGUGUCUCUCUUCCUCCCAAUACAUCAGAACUUAUCAGAUAAGAACUGAAUCCUUUAUAAAUGGACCUGGGAAGAAAAAAAAAGCCUUUUCUUUUAGACUCAACUUCCAACAAAGACAGUUCCGGCCCUCUUUUGUUGUUUGAAAGAAGGACCGUCAAAACCUUCGAAAAGUACCCUGGAGAAGUUUUAAAGAAACCCCUACGUGUGUCCAGCUUUUUAAAGUUCUUGCAUCAUCCAGAGCUGAGAUCCAGGAGAUUUGCACCGUGUCCAGCACACUGCAGAAGCCCCUGGAAAAGGAGCCUAAGUGCACAGAGCCAGUCAGCAAUUCUUCCAGCUAUUGAUCCUUCUCUUGGACUGGUCCCUGGAUAUUAUCUCUGAAUCUGAGUGAGCCUGAUCAACUCUCAAAAAUAAGGUCAGAGCUUAAGUGAUUUGCAUUUUGUGCAGAGUUGAAAGAAUCCUUCAUUCUUGUGAAGCUCCUCUUUCUCUUUCCUCUUGCCAUCAUCAAUUUUCAUUUUAUUUUACGGAGACCAAAGUCAAGAUCCUUGGUAUAAUUUAAGAUUAUGCCUGAGUUUAUGAGUUUAUGGUCAAGUUUUAUGACUCUUUGUUGCAAAGUCUCAGACUUGCCCACCAAGUCUCAGACUUGGUAUCUCUCUUGUGUUACUGUCUUUAGUAGCAUCGUAGCUCUGAUUAAUUUUGUUUAAUUAAUCAAUUUCUUUUGAAAUUAUUAUUCAGUGUUCCACUUAAUUUUGCCAUGGUUUGUUCGUUGAUCUGAUUUGAUCCCUAUUUGGUCAUUUGGUAUAUACACGCAUUCCUAUAUUCUUUUCCCGUCAGAAAAGUUUGGAUGUUGAC
This is a messenger RNA of Poeciliopsis prolifica (blackstripe livebearer), 4217 nucleotides long. RefSeq names its product tumor necrosis factor receptor superfamily member 11B-like. Bases 371 to 1414 code for a protein of 347 amino acids. The record is from RefSeq and is a predicted model, not a curated record. The transcript has 6 exons. Gene Ontology annotation, molecular function: protein binding. NCBI's taxonomy places the organism in Eukaryota, Metazoa, Chordata, Actinopteri, Cyprinodontiformes, Poeciliidae.